AGGAGCAAAAGGUCAAAAGCUUACUGGGGUCUAUCCAAUUGUAAGCUACGAAGGUCUGGGAAAACAUUAACAACUUUGAAGAGUUUUAAGGCGCUUUAAAGAUUAUCGAAAAUGCACAGCCUAACGACGGUCGGUGUCAUAUGGUCUAUGUUGUCAUUUAUUGUUGCUAUCUUGUGCUCUUCUGGCUUUUAUUUGCCUUACUGGCUCGAAGGAGAAAUCAUGAAUGUUACAGUUCACCUUGGUGUAUUCCGUCGUUGUAAUUACCUCGCCAGAAAGUCGUUUACAACCACGUACUACGUGCGCGAAGAAUGUGGUCGUUACAAACGCUUUAAUGAUAUUCCCUCGACUGCCUGGCAGGGAAGUACCAUUAUGUUAGGGAUAGCUUGUGGCAUCCUAGUUCUCAUUAGUCUUAUUUCUCUGCUAGCAAUUUGUGUUCAGGACAUUAUUACAAAGCAUACGGCAAGAGUCUGUGGAUGUUUUCAAACCCUGGCUGGUAAGUGAUAUUUGCUUAAUAUACAGGAUAUAUCAAUAUGUACUGUACUCUUGAAUUUACUCUUUAAUGUAUCUGUUGUGUUUAAAUCCUAAUGACCACUGACUUACUUGCCUGAAACAAUGUUCAGCUUUGAUUACUCCAUUCCAGCCGAGAAAUAUAACAUAAAUAAGCAUCUCGCGCGCUCAAGAUUUGAGUUAAAAACAAGAAGACACAAUAUACGGUAAUAUUUCGAUUUUAUUCCAAAAUCAUCAAACUGAUUAUUAAGGUCGAAAGGUUUGCUUUCCGUAAACAUCAAAUCCAACCAAUGUGUACAAAGGGUUUUUUUCACAUGGCAUCUUGUGUUUUGACGCAACUCACUCACGUCUUUAGUUUGUUACAGACAUGAAUGUUGUACAUGUUGUACAUAUUAUUAAUAAUAAUGUUUCAGUAAUAACUCGCAAACGUGUCUGUACGUAGGCUACUUAUAAAUAGUAUGGUUUAACUUGAAGCUCAUGAUUGGUAAUAGAGCGUUAGCCCGUCAUGUCAUUUUUCAGAUAUUUUUACCAGUUCUUUCCUUUACAAAUCAUUAUAGUAGAUUUUGAUUUACUUUAAAAUUUAAAUAUUAACUUUUAAUAUCCGAUAAGUAUUCAAUCGUUAGUGUGAACAAUGCCAUUAACCUCAUUUAUAUUGCUGUAGUUACUCAAAUAUAUUGAUAUCUUCAUUAGUUGCUUCAAGUGUUGCUGCCUCAUGAUCGGAUUGUAUAAACACAAAAUGAAAUUCUGGAUUAAAAACAAUAGGAAAUUACAGUAUUGUGUAUCAGAAUAUCGAUUCGCAAACACUAUUAAAUCCUUCCUUUGUUACUAAAUCGAGUGAUUAAAUAUACUAUUAUUGUUAUCUGAUUUAUCUAAAAUCAUGAAAAUUGACCUUGCAUGUAAAUAUUGAAAUAUAAUAAUUUUGCAUUUGGUGUUUAAAUAUUCAAAUAUGAGACGCGUACUUGUCUUACUUCGAUUUGUUAAUUUUAGAAUUGAGUAUUUAUAUAUUUAGAUACUUUCGUUUCGUGGAUGAUCCCAAUAUUAUCAUUAACCUUUAAAUCAGCCAAAUGCCAGAUGUGACGAGGACAUUUAUGAGGAAAUAUUUGGAGAGAAACUUUCUUUCUGUGAGGUGUUUGUAAGGCCACUUUGUGUAGUCUAUUGAUAGGUCCUGACCUCACGUAUCCGGAUUCGUUUGUAUGUCCGCAAGCAUUUUGUUGUGGAUACGCCUAUACCGUCUGCACGUACAGUAUAGGGCCUAUAUCCGAUGAAAACGUCCCCACGCUAAUUAUUAUGAUUGUUCAAGUGUCUGUUUUUCAAAGACCCGUGCUCAUUUACUAUAAAUUAUUAUAAAAAUAUCAAAAUUAUUAACUAUAAAAUAAUCAUAAUAUGCACUAUUUAUAUAAACGUAUGGGCAUGAUGACCUCCCAGUUCAAAUACACAAGCCAUUAGUCUCUUGAAAGAAUUGAUAGACGUUUCAGGUAUUUUUAUUAUUGGAAGUUUUUCCAUGAAACAGUUCCUCUAUAUGAGAAAGUUCGUUUUAAAAAAUCUGUCUUAGGUUUUGGUAGGUAUAAUUUAUAAAGCUUUUGAUGAUUAUGUCGUAGUUGGUAAGUUUGGUUGAGAGAGACAUGAAACAUCUGCAUGUCAACAUGUGUUAAAUAUCCUGGAGCCAUACCGCUAAGUGCAUUAAAUGUCAUCACUGAUGUAACAUGUAUAACCAGUAUAUAUAUAUGGACCGAUUUAAAAAGUAGUUAUUCUUUUUUCGUACGAAAUUAAUUUUAACCAAAGUAAUCGCUGCCACCUUAUAUAUAGAAUACUUCAAGACUAACAGUUAACAGUUUACAAAGUAUAAAUAUUUCGUACCACAUAUAGUCUCUUUGACUUUGAGAAAUUAAAUGUUAAAAAUACUGACGUUUAUGCUAGAUUUAACAACAAGACUGAACAGUCUCUGACUCUGUUGAAAAAUUGUUUAUUAUAACCUGUGGUGGCUUUUCCAGAAUCACCUAAAAAGAAACUCGCUUUCAUCAUCUGUCCACACAACUGAAGGGCUCGCUCUUAUUUUGCCCCAUUAGAUUUACACUUUUACUCUAGAAUUCAGCAUGUUUCUAGUUGUUUGUAUGCGCUCAUAUACAGUCAUACUAAUUAGGAUUAGACUCAAAGGAUUUCGCGGGGGUAGCGGAAGUAAAAACCCUGAGUAUCAGGUUGGAUUUUGAUUUUCUCAAGUUUUUCUUCUUUGUUUAUGAUUAGCAACAAAAACGAAGGUUUGUUCGAGGUGGUAUAUAAUUAGCGGUAUGCCGGGUUUUGUUCGUGACUAUAGCAAAAGAUCACAGUAAAAACAACAAUAAACAACUUCGGUGGUGUGUGCUUUGUAAGCAAUUCCAGUAUAUCCAUGCAUAUCGUUUUCGCAUAUCGAGACCGCAAAGAAUCCUGGGAUAUGUGUGCACGCGUAAAGCACAACAAAAUGUUUGCGGGAUAUAGCAAUCUUGUAUUUAUCUUAUAACAUCAUCAAACCUAUCCAAUUUACGUUGACUUCCUAUCUACAUGACAUCGAAUGACAAUGUAAUCUAGUAAAAUGAUUUUUUCUAUGUUGGUGUUGUGUACUCAGGGCAAUACCGACGCGAAUUUUCAGUUUUCAAAAACAAAUAAAACCGUCAACGGAUAAAAAAUUUACAAGAUAUGAUGCAUAUGCAGACCAAGUAGCUAAAAUUGCUUAAGUGGUUCCGAAUAUUUGAAAAACAUUGAAGAAUAUUAAAGUUAAAUGCCAUUGAAAACUGAAAAUUCGCGUCGCGUUGCCAAAUCGCGUCCGGUCUAUAUGGAUUGGAAUUCUAUAUCCAAGUAUAAAAAUAAGUCUUACUUAGCAAGGAAACUGCAUGUUCGGAAAACAUUAGUAGACAGUGAGAUAUUAGUUUUAUUGACAUGGAUUAUAAAGAUUGAACGCAUAUCAGCAUAUGGCAAGACUAGAUUAGAUCUUGAAAUUAAUUUCCAAGCUGGACGAACAGAUAAUGGCUGUUUACUAACGCUGUUGGAGAUGUUAAUCACCCUUAGGGAUUUUUAAAGAUAAAUAUUAAAGCCCAGCGUAUGACUUUCAGACAAGACAUAACAAUAAAGAAUAGAUAUUUUGGCGACAAAAAUAGUUUCCUGGAUUUAUCAUUUUAAUUUAGCUUCAUGGUGGGAAUAAAAAGUGGACUAUCAUUAGUAGCUAAAAUCACUGUUUACAUUUGAGAAUGGUAAAAUUUUGAUUGCAUGAUGUUUAUCAUGCAAUGGUCAACGACCUUGUGAUAAACAAAAUAAAACCCAUCUUAUGUUACUUUCUGAAGGACCCCGAAUACAGCCUGCAUGGUUCUGCAAAACUAAAUGAACAUUGAUGUUACUCUGAGUGUGCAUCCACACUGGGCAAGCCGUGAAAAGUUAGCUUGGCCACGGUGGAAAUCGAACCCGCGCGACCUUUGGGAUACUAGUCCAAUAUCUAGUCCAAUGCCCUGCCAACUGAGCUACGUGGUCAAGUCGGUUCGAGUUGAUGAUAUUUCGGAACUGAGUCUAGUUCCUUCGAUAUCAGUGUAUUCUAUGAUAUGAUUAUUUUGUGUGUGUUAUGUACUCAGGUGAAUAUGAUGUUUGUGAUGUUACUAUGCAGAGUGUGCAUCCACACCGGGCAAGCUGAAAAGUUAGCUUGGCCGCACGCUGGGAAUAGCCUGCAAGGCAGGUCCUCAGUUUUAUGGGGGGAAUCCUGCCCGUUGCAAAUCUGGCCCCCCAUAAAACUGAGGGCCUGCCACGCAGGCUACGGUGGGAAUCGAACCCGCGACCUUUGGGAUACUAGUCCAAUGCUCUGCCAACUGAGCGCCCGCGGGCUGGGUUACUGAUUUGCAGGCUAAUGGUGAUUCGCAUUUAUCUCACUUUCUCAAGUCAUUACUAUACAAGUGAAUUAAUUUGAUCCAAUUCUGGCUAGGUCUGAAUUAAACCAUUAUGUUACCAAAAUAAAGCAAUUGAUUGUUCGCUUGUUUCCUCAAGAACUAUAAAUGCCUUAAUUUAAUGCAAGCCUUAAUACAUGGGUAUCAAAUCGAGUAUCAAACAGUAUAAUAUAUGUUAUAAUAUAAAUGGUAUGGUAUAUGCUAUGGUAUAGAGUGUAAGAGUGUAUAGUAUAAAACUUCAUAUAGUUUUCUUCUCGUUUCUUUCAGCCAUUUGUCUUGUCGCCUCCUGCGUGAUAUUUCCAUUUGGAUGGGAUUGUGUUGAAGUCCGUCAAGCGUGUGGGGAGAAUGCAAAAAAAUACGAACUAGGAAACUGUACAGUUGGUUGGGCCGCAUUCCUAGUUGCCGUCGGAACAGUUGCAACAUUAGUUUGUUCGUGUCUUUCGGUGAAAGCUGGCAAAUCUGACCGAAUGAAAGCUUCAGAUUAUGACGCAAGAUAUGAUACCAUGCCAUUACGAGCGAAUGGUAAUCAUUUAUAAAAAAUAAUGGUGCCCCUUUAGUUCCCAUUGCAUGCUGGAACUUUAUGAAAUGGCUGCUUUAAAAUUUCACAGCGAAUGUACAGCCCUGGGAAAUUGAGCGCAGGGCAGAUUUCCGUGCACCUUAUACAGAGGGUUCGAAGGACUAAAGUCCCAAUAUUUUUCUUAAAUAUUUUAAGUGAUAAUGCUAUUUCAUUCAUGUGCUUCAGUUUGUGUGGUGGAAAAACGAAAAAUGAUCGAAUAUCAUAUUUUAUGGACUUGAUCUCAUGUUGCUUUGUUACUUCUGCUGAAUAAAUAUGCAAAUGUUUUACUUAUGUCUUUAUGACGUACGUGAUAUUGCAUUAUUUUGAAACGAUAAUUUAUACAAGUAGCUAUACUGGAUUUUCACACAAUCAGUCAAUUGACAAUAGUUACAAAUAAUUAUAAUAAUACAAUACAUUAAUAUACUGCGGUUUACAGAUGGAUAUAUGUCCAAGCGCGCAUUUUACAAUAAUUAACCAAAUUAUGACGCUCAUGGAUUAUUUUCAUCGACAAGAAAUCGCGCAUUUCAAUCUCUAUGCAUUGUGAUGUCAGCAGUAUGGUAAUCAUCCGAAACAAAAAUUAAAUGCCAUAAAAAGAGAUAAGGCGGACAGGUGUGCAAGUACAGCCAGCGUAUACAUAUAUGUCUGUAGGCGAUGGAGUGAUAGAGCACCCCACCUGCAACAUAGCUAGCUAUACACGUGUCGUAAUUGGGAUAACUGUGACACGCCAGAAGAUGGAACGUCGGACGGAGUUUGCUGUAUUGGCAAAUUGAUUGUUUGAAGAUCAAAUUAACUACUUAUAGCUAUCUAAUCUAGGCGAUAAUAAUUUAGAAAUUUAUCGAACGGGUAUGUAAUUUUACAGUGAUUAAAAUAUUUUAACAUGCAUGUGAUUGUGAAAUCAGCUGCCUGCCAUAUUAUCAGUGUGAUGGCAAAUAUUAUCAAAAUAUUAAAAUAGCGAGACUUUGGUGAUGCCAAGUCUUAUCGGUGAUGCUAAUUUCAGCUGGAUAGAAAUAUAGUUCUUAACUAUUAUAGCCUGUGUUAUAUAAAAAAAACAACUUUUUCACAGUUGAACUACCUUCGUAUCUCAUAUUAAGAAUCUAAUUAGUAGAAGUGGAAGUAGAAGUGGAAAUGGAAUUUCAAAUUUCAAUGAAAC
This is a messenger RNA of Paramuricea clavata, 6112 nucleotides long. The record is from the annotation of a GenBank genome assembly. Lineage: Eukaryota; Metazoa; Cnidaria; Anthozoa; Malacalcyonacea; Plexauridae.